Olea europaea var. sylvestris is the source of this 1310-nucleotide messenger RNA. RefSeq names its product oleoyl-acyl carrier protein thioesterase, chloroplastic-like. Gene Ontology annotation, biological process: fatty acid biosynthetic process. Bases 1 to 1056 code for a protein of 351 amino acids. Gene Ontology annotation, molecular function: fatty acyl-[ACP] hydrolase activity; acyl carrier activity. Lineage: Eukaryota; Viridiplantae; Streptophyta; Magnoliopsida; Lamiales; Oleaceae. The transcript has 11 exons. The record is from RefSeq and is a predicted model, not a curated record.
AUGGGGAUUGUGAUCCAAUCCUCCGUCCCUCUUGGAAUUUUCAAGAGCUGUGGAUUUGAUAAUGCAUGCCUCAUUAUAUGUAUAAAAGCUGCAUAUCUCUGUGGAUUUGAUGGUGCAUAUCUGAGCCUAUGUAUAAAUGAUGCAAACUUAAUGCUGGUUGCUGCUCUCGACCUGUUCACGAAUAUGAGUGAUUUGGCUUUGCUUAUCUCCGUUUCUCACAGUGUUGAGAUUCUCUAUUCAAGCGUUAAUGUUGAUAAUGCAUCAAAAUCAACUGUGCAGGAGGUUGGAUGCAACCAUGCUCAAGGUGUUGGCUUUUCAACUGAUGGAUUUGCAACUACACUUACCAUGAGAAAAUUGCAUCUCAUAUGGGUGACUGCUCGUAUGCACAUUGAGAUCUAUAAGUACCCUGCCUGGAGUGACAUGCUUGAAAUAGAGACAUGGUGCCAAAGCGAAGGAAGGAUUGGUACCAGACGUGAUUGGAUUCUCAAAGAUUACGCCACUGGUGAAGUCAUUGGAAGGGCUACCAGCAAGUGGGUGAUGAUGAACCAAGAUACAAGACGGCUUCAGAAAGUUACUGAUGAUAUUCGUGAUGAAUAUCUAAUUUAUUGUCCCAAGACACUAAGAUUAGCAUUUCCUGAAGAGAAUAAUGCUAGCCUGAAGAAAAUAGCAAAACUAGAGGACCCGGUGCAGUUCUCUAAAAUUGGGCUUGUGCCAAGACGAGCUGAUCUGGACAUGAAUCAGCAUGUAAACAAUGUCACAUACAUUGGAUGGGUCCUGGAGAGUAUGCCUCAAGAGAUCAUCAACACUCAUGAACUGCAGACCAUAACUUUAGAUUAUAGACGUGAAUGUCAGCACGAUGAUGUGGUCGAUUCCUUGACAAGUCCUGAGCCGUUAAUGGAUGACACUAUUUUAGAGCUUGAGGGGACUAAUGGAUCUGCUGCUGCUGGGAAAGAUGAAAACGACUGCCUUCAGUUUCUGCAUCUCUUGAGAUUAUCAGAUGGCUCUGAAAUAAAUCGUGGACGCACUGAGUGGAGAAAGAAACCUGCAACGAGAUGAGCUUUAUAACUAAUCUCGAAUCUCUAUACAUCUUUUAGCAGUCUAGUCUUAUCAUUUGGAGACAUUUUUUAUUUCUUCUUUAUUUGGUGCUCCCAGUGGCUUUUGCUUGAAAUUUAAGUAUUCAUAAGGAAACAAGAGGAUUGAUUCAGUGACCUUUAAUUGUGCAUUUAGUUUGUACUGAGUUAAGGAAGUUUAUCGUGAGAUCUCCAUUAAAUGUAUCUUUCUCCAAGUGUUCUAGUCGCAUUACAUGCAAA